This is a messenger RNA of Funneliformis caledonium, 600 nucleotides long. The record is from the annotation of a GenBank genome assembly. Lineage: Eukaryota; Fungi; Glomeromycota; Glomeromycetes; Glomerales; Glomeraceae.
AUGCUUAUUACUGCAACUCAAUCCACUCAAGCAUCUCUGAAAGACGCUGGUAUUACUCCUGAUGUUGUUGAUGACUUUGUCCCUACCGCAAUUUUGAGUGUUAAGUACGGCGAGAAAAGUACAGAGCUGGGAAACGAAUUCACUAUUAAUGAAACCAAAGAUGCUCCGAGUAUCGAAUUUUUUGCGGACGACGAAAAUUCUCGAUAUACGCUUUUGAUGGUUGAUCCAGACGCACCAAGUCGUGCUACACCAAAGAACAGGGAAUGGCGUCAUUGGAUAAUUGGAAAUAUUCCACGUGAUUAUCCUUUUCUUGAACUUCAAAAAAAGAAACCAAAAAUUUUAAUUAUUAUUAUUCAUCGAUUAGAUUCAGGAAAUUUAUCCGAAGCAACUGUGAUCACUUCUUAUAACGGACCUACUCCUCCUCCUGGCACAGGAUUCCACCGAUAUGUUUUCUUGCUAUAUCGUCAACCUGAUUCACAUCUCGAAUUUCAAGCGGUACCUUCCCCUCGUGGUGGAUUUAAGGCUCGCCUUUUUGCUGAACAACAUGGGUUACAAUUAAUCGCGGCUAAUUUCUUCUUGUGUAAAAAUGAACAACAGUAA